This is a messenger RNA of Cyclocybe aegerita, 2124 nucleotides long. The record is from the annotation of a GenBank genome assembly. NCBI's taxonomy places the organism in Eukaryota, Fungi, Basidiomycota, Agaricomycetes, Agaricales, Hemipholiotaceae.
UGGCACCAAGGUCGUCCCAGAAGUCUCUGUCCCAGACGCAUAACUCGCAAAAGAAGUCAAAAGCGUCUGCUCGCAAGCCAAAGACGGUUAACCUCGAUGGAAAUGGCUCUUCGUCUUCAGCACCCACGAAAUCGAAGAAGUUCAACCCGCUUACUGCUGUCUCGACGCAGCUAACUCCUUUGUCGACGACAUCCUCAAAUUCGAGCUCCAGGAACUCUACGCCCCCUUCCCAGAACAGUAAAGGAAAAGAAAAGGCUAAAGAGGCUAGCAAAAUUGGAUUAACGAACGACAAUGGUGCCUCAUUAUGGGUGGACAAGUAUGAGCCCAGGACGGAGGCCGAACUCGCUGUGCAUAUUCGGAAAGUAAAUGAUGUGAGAACGUGGUUAAACGAAGCCUUCGGAGGAGGACCAUCCGGAAGACUAAGCAAAUAUCGGGGAAUCCUCACUUUGACUGGACCCGCUGGUACAGGAAAGACAUCUACAAUUCGGGUGCUUGCUAGGGAAAUGGAGUUUGACAUUCUGGAGUGGCGAAAUUCGAUUGGGAAUACAACCACUCCAUCUUUCGAUGAUCGCAGUACAUCCAGCUGGAGUGAGCAAGACUUUAACAUGGACUAUGAAAGCCUCUUUGCAAAAUUUGAAGCGUUCUUGACGCGUGCUUCCUGCUGUUCGAACGUUUUUGCAAGCUCCUCAAAUGACGCAGUCGGAAUAAGCAAACGACGCAUCAUCCUUCUCGAAGACCUACCCAAUAUACUACAUCAGAAGACGCAGAUACAACUUCAUGAAGCACUCAAUGCCCUUGUAGCCUCCCCAUCGUCCAACCCACCUGUUCCGGUGGUCGUUGUGAUUAGUGAUGCCGGGAUGAGAGGCGAAACAGGAGACCAACGAUUAGCAGAUGGUCGUGGUUGGGGAAGAGAGAAGAACCAAGUCGUCGAUAUUCGUGCUGUUCUACCAAAAGAUCUCUUGGGUGGGCCGUAUGUCACCGAGAUCGGGUUCAACCCUAUAGCGCCCACACUGCUCCGUAAAGCUCUUCAAGCAAUGCUCAGUAUCCAUUUUGCAUCCAAUUCAGCCGCGAACUCAACUUCACCGUCGAAAGAGGUACUCGAAGCCAUCAUCGAGUCGGCCAACGGUGAUAUCAGAAGUGCAAUUAUGGCUUUACAAUUCGCCUGCAUCAUGGAAAUGCCGGGAAAGAAAAAGAAAGGCAAGACUAUGGUUAUGGAAGCAAUAACAAGAAGGGAGCAGACCCUUGCUUUGUUCCAUCUCCUGGGCAAGGUGCUGUAUAACAAACGCAAAGGCGAUCCUCCAAACCCUUCAGCUACGGCCAAGGAUCUCCAGAAAGAGCGAGACCUCGAUGUAUCACUAAAGGACCUUCCCAAACUCCCUCCCCAUUUGGUCGAGCACGAAAGGCGGACGAGUAGGGUCGACAUCAAUGUGCUCUAUUCGGACUCUCCGAUUGACUCGUCGCUUUUCUCCCUUUACAUCCAUCAGAAUUAUACUCAGUUUUGCAAUGAAGUCGACGAAGUGGGCGAUAUAUCCGACUGGCUGAGCUGGGUGGAUUCCAGCGGUGGAGAAGCAGGGUAUCAAGCAAACCCCCAUCAAUUCCACUUGUUGGCACUAGGCACGCUGCAUUCUUUGCCUUCUCCAGUCGCUCGCCGGUCCCAGAAAUAUUUCAAGCCCGAGUUCUUUGGCUAUCUACAAAAGGAGAAAGACGCCUGGGAAGGCGUGCGUGUGACGAGGGAUUGGGUGAUGGAAAAUGAGCUCAGCGGGGUCGAUUCGGGAUGGAGAGCAGGUGGCUGGAGUAAGAAUGAAAUUCUCCUGGAGCUUGGAGGCGUCCUGGAAGCUCAAGACAUGCUAUCAAUCAGAUCAAGACAAUCAGGUCAAACGCAGCGUCCGAGGCCACCACCUAUACACAGAACAUUUUCCAGAAUGGAACUUAUUCGUGGUUGCCCGUCCGGAUUUAACUCCAGACAGCUCAACGAGGGCGACGUUGGGGAUGAUGGACUAGGAGAUCCAGACAUUCUGGAGAGUGAUGGUGCAGACCUGGAUGUGUUUUCUCCGAAAGCAGCAAACGAAAAGGAGCAAACAGGUGGCUGGCUGGAUUCUGAUGACAUCGAGGACUUUGAUUGAG